UCACACCACCGCAAAGCCCUCAAAACAUCCAAUAUUUCUCUCUUUGCAGUGACUGCUAGUUAGUGAUGAAACAAACUGAGCUUGUCUUCAUCCCACUUCCGAUCAUUGGCCACCUUACGCCUACAGUGGAGAUGGCAAAGCUGCUUACUCAGCGAGACCCCCGAUUCUCAAUCACGAUCUUCAUCAUGAAGUUUCCGUUUGGGUCCAUUGAUAGUAUGACCACGGACUCUGAUUCCAUACGUUUCGUCACACUUCCUCCUGUAGAGAUCAGCUCUGGAGCGACGACGCUUGGUCCCUUCAUCUCUGAAUUCAUCAAAGCUCAGACACUACUCGUCAGAGACGCAGUCCACGAGCUCACUCGCUCCAACUCGGUUCGGCUCGCUGGGUUCGUUAUUGACGCGCUCUGCACCCACAUGAUUGAUGUGGCCGAUGAGUUUGGGGUGCCUUCCUAUCUCUUCUCCACUUCCAGCGCCGCUUCUCUUGGCUUCCUGUUGCAUCUUCAGUUCCUCCAUGAUUAUGAGGGCUUGAAUCUUGAUGAGUUUAAGGACUCGGAUGCUGAGUUGCAGGUUCCAAGUUAUGCUAACUCGGUUCCAGGUAAGGUCUUCCCUCCUAUGAUUUUUGACAAGGGAGUCGAUGGCGCUGCAGGGCAUAUAUAUCAUAUGAGAAGAUUAAGACAAGCCAAGGGUGUUUUGGUAAAUACAUUUAUUGAUCUUGAAUCACAUGCUAUUCAAUCAUUUUCUGGGAGUAAAAUACCGCCGGUGUAUCCCGUUGGACCCAUUCUCAACACCCAAAUGGGAUAUGGUGGGUGUCAACAAGAUGCUAGUGCCAUCAUGAGCUGGCUUGAUGAUCAGCCUCCAUCGUCAGUUGUUUUCCUUUGCUUCGGGAGCAUAGGAAGCUUUGGUGCGGAUCAGAUCAAGGAGAUAGCAUAUGGGUUAGAGCGCAGUGGGCAUCGCUUCUUGUGGUCCCUUCGCCAACCUCCCCCGAAGGGUAAAAUGGCAUUUCCGAGAGACUAUGAAAAUAUUGAGGAAGUUCUACCAGAAGGGUUUUUACAUCGGACGGCUAGAAUUGGAAAGAUAAUUGGAUGGGCUCCACAAGUAGCGGUUUUAGCCCACACAGCUGUUGGAGGAUUUGUUUCUCAUUGUGGAUGGAAUUCUCUCCUCGAAAGCAUAUGGUACGGUGUUCCAGUAGCCACAUGGCCAAUAUAUGCGGAACAACACAUCAACGCGUUCCAAAUGGUGAAAGAUUUAGGAUUGGCAGUAGAAAUUAAAAUUGAUUAUAAUAAGGAUAACAACUAUAUUGUAAAUGCUCAUGAGAUUGAAAACGGAUUAAAGAAUUUGAUGAGCAUUAAUAGUGAAGUGAGAAAGAAAAUGAAUGAAAUGCAACAAAUAAGUAGAAGAGUUAUGAUAGAUGGUGGAUCCUCGCACUCUUCUUUAGGUCAUUUUAUUGAAAACGUGAUGGCCAAUAUUCCGUAAUCUAAUGUUUGGGAUUGUUCCUUUAUCAUAUAUUUUUAUUUUGAAUGCUGAUGUAAUUUAUUUAAUUUCGAAGUUUAUAAGAAAGUUUGUUCUCUUUUUAUCAUUUA
Molecule: messenger RNA, 1579 nt
Organism: Vitis riparia (riverbank grape)
Lineage: Eukaryota; Viridiplantae; Streptophyta; Magnoliopsida; Vitales; Vitaceae
Product: anthocyanidin 3-O-glucosyltransferase 2-like
Exons: 1
Coding region: 66-1472 (468 amino acids)
Molecular function (GO): UDP-glycosyltransferase activity
Source: RefSeq, a predicted model, not a curated record